CCUCUCAACCAAUGAGCAGCUUCAUCGCUCUGAAUGAAAAGUGAGAUGAAAAAACAGAGUAACGGGACGCGUCUCGGUGUAGGAUGGAAACCUAGCGCAGUUUGCUAACCAACGCUACGUGUUCAUCAUAUUCGCUCGCCGGAUAACACUUAAGAUGCAGUUCAUGCUGCUGUUUAGUCGCCAGGGCAAGCUGCGCUUGCAGAAGUGGUACGUGCCGCUGUCCGACUCGCAAAAGAAGAAGAUCUCCCGCGAGGUCAUCCAGAUGGUGUUGGCCCGCAAACCCAAAAUGUGCAGCUUUCUGGAGUGGAGAGACUUAAAAAUUGUCUACAAGAGAUAUGCCAGUCUGUAUUUCUGCUGUGCUGUGGAAGACCAAGAGAAUGAACUGAUAACCCUCGAGAUCAUCCACAGAUACGUCGAGCUGCUGGACAAGUAUUUUGGCAGUGUCUGUGAGCUGGACAUCAUCUUCAACUUUGAGAAGGCUUACUACAUCUUGGAUGAGUUUAUACUGGGUGGGGAAGCUCAAGAGACGUCUAAAAAGAUUGUAUUGAAGGCCAUUGAACAGGCAGAUAUGUUGCAAGAGGAAGCAGAAGCCCCACGUAGUGUACUGGAGGAGAUUGGACUCACAUAAAACUCUAGACGUCUGCAAAAUAAGAAGGAACACUCUCAUUUUCUGCCUUUUCAGUAUACAUGUGUGUCCAUCUUAUAUUGAAGUCACACAAAAACCACAGUUUCUGGAUUUAUUGAAAUAUGCAACUUGUUUUUUUCCCCUUAGUAUUCUUUGAUUUAUCCAUUUUCACUUGCCUUCAGUUCUAAGUCAGUAUGUAUAUGAUAUUGAACAACAAAGCAAUCUGUGGAUCCAGAACACUAAAUCUGCUCGUUAUAUUAUGACAGUUAUUUUCAUUACCUCACUUUGUGUCCUUCGCUGCCUUAAGACACACCUUCACAAUUGGGUUUUUAAAAUUUCAGCUGUAAUUUUACUGGGUAUGAACUAGGUGUGUCUGUGUAGGUCACAUUCGUAUCAAGUACUCUUUUUUUUUUUUUUUUCUAUCAAACAAUAUUAUGUGGAAAAGAUAGAUUAUAAGUGUGAUGGCAAACAAAGUCAUAAGUAUUUACAUAUUAGUGGACUGUAUUCUGUGAAAUAAAAGUUAUUCAUGCCAGUAUUAGAAAAAGUUCUACCGAUAACACUGUAAAUGUCUAGCAUCUACCAUCAGGAUUAUGGAUAAGUACAUGCUUUGUAUUGUCAAGGUGUUUCAUGAAUAAUUCCUCACUUAAAUGGGUACCUCAGCACCCUUGCUCAAACAUUUGCUCAACUUUUAAUAGAUGCUGCCUAUCGUUGCUUCUUUUCCACUGUUAAAUAUGGCACCGUUAUUGAGAUUGUACACUGAUCUUGAAGACAAACUGCUACAAAAGGAUAUUAGGGAUAUUCCUCCUGGACUGUGUUGUGUCCUAUAUUGCCUGGCUAACUUCAUUAAAUGCCUCCCAGGUUUCAGUUUCUUUUCAAUACCAAAGACUUUGCCUUUCUCCUGUCCUGUUUGUAUCAGUAAUUUCUAGAUGACACUGUGGUUCACUGCCUAGCCUAUCUCUUUGAAAAAAAAAUGAAGGUCCUUCAAAAUAAAAUGCAAUGUUGUGUCAACAAUAA
Molecule: messenger RNA, 1639 nt
Organism: Pangasianodon hypophthalmus (striped catfish)
Lineage: Eukaryota; Metazoa; Chordata; Actinopteri; Siluriformes; Pangasiidae
Gene: ap1s2
Product: adaptor related protein complex 1 subunit sigma 2
Exons: 5
Coding region: 155-628 (157 amino acids)
Biological process (GO): intracellular protein transport; vesicle-mediated transport
Cellular component (GO): intracellular membrane-bounded organelle; AP-1 adaptor complex; membrane coat
Molecular function (GO): clathrin-cargo adaptor activity
Source: RefSeq, a predicted model, not a curated record